Messenger RNA from Mesocricetus auratus (golden hamster), 4792 nucleotides. It is a transcript of the gene Prkar2a, whose product is annotated as protein kinase cAMP-dependent type II regulatory subunit alpha. The record is from RefSeq and is a predicted model, not a curated record. Gene Ontology annotation, biological process: regulation of protein phosphorylation. NCBI's taxonomy places the organism in Eukaryota, Metazoa, Chordata, Mammalia, Rodentia, Cricetidae. The transcript is spliced from 11 exons. Gene Ontology annotation, cellular component: cAMP-dependent protein kinase complex. Gene Ontology annotation, molecular function: cAMP-dependent protein kinase regulator activity. The coding region runs from base 296 to 1504 and encodes 402 amino acids.
CCGGGCGCCUGCCGCGCCCGUCCAGCUUGCCAGCCCGUCGGUCCCCGCGGCGGCGGCGGCGGCGGCGGCUGCGGCCGGGUGACAGCAGCAGCGGCGCCAGGCUGGCUUGGUAGCGGAAGGGUCGCGCGGCCCGCACAACAAACGCAGACCCGGCCGAAACAAGGCGCGACGCGAGGAAGGCCGAGGCGGGCCGCGCGGGAGACCGCGGGCGCCGAGUGACAGGCCGGCGUGAGGGAGUGCGCAGGUUGCAGCCGCCGGCGGCCCCUACCCACCGGUCCCCUCGGCCGUCGCCGGCAUGAGCCACAUCCAGAUCCCGCCGGGGCUCACGGAGCUGCUGCAGGGCUACACUGUGGAGGUGCUGCGGCAGCAGCCGCCCGACCUCGUCGACUUCGCGGUGGAGUACUUCACACGCCUGCGCGAGGCCCGCGCCCAGGAUUCAGACACGCUCAUCGCCACCCCGACGACCUUUCACACGCAGGAGUCCAGCGCGGUCGCCACCAUCGAGGAGGACGGGGAGAGUGACUCCGACUCGGACGAUCUGGAUCUGGAAGUUCCGGCUCCUAGCAGAUUUACUAGACGAGUAUCAGUCUGUGCAGAAACCUAUAACCCUGAUGAAGAAGAGGAAGAUACUGAUCCAAGGGUGGUUCAUCCCAAAACUGAUGAGCAGAGAUGUCGGCUUCAGGAAGCUUGCAAAGAUAUUCUUCUUUUCAAAAACCUUGAUCAGGAGCAGCUCUCUCAAGUCCUCGACGCCAUGUUUGAAAAGAUAGUCAAAAUUGAUGAACACGUCAUUGACCAAGGAGAUGAUGGAGACAACUUUUAUGUCAUAGAACGGGGAACCUAUGACAUUUUAGUAACAAAAGAUAAUCAAACACGUUGUGUUGGUCAGUAUGACAACCGUGGCAGUUUUGGAGAACUAGCUCUGAUGUACAAUACCCCGAGAGCUGCUACCAUUGUCGCCACCUCAGAAGGCGCCCUUUGGGGAUUGGACCGGCUGACUUUUAGAAGAAUCAUAGUGAAAAACAAUGCAAAAAAGAGGAAGAUGUUUGAAUCAUUUAUUGAAUCUGUGCCACUCUUUAAAUCACUAGAGAUGUCAGAACGAAUGAAGAUUGUGGAUGUGAUCGGAGAAAAGGUCUAUAAGGAUGGAGAGCGAAUAAUCACUCAGGGUGAGAAGGCUGACAGCUUUUAUAUUAUAGAGUCCGGGGAAGUGAGCAUCUUGAUUAAAAGCAAGACUAAAAUGAACAAGAAUGGUGGGAACCAGGAGGUUGAGAUUGCCCACUGCCAUAAGGGGCAGUACUUUGGAGAGCUUGCACUGGUCACCAACAAACCCAGAGCUGCUUCUGCCUAUGCGGUUGGAGAUGUCAAAUGCUUAGUUAUGGAUGUUCAAGCAUUUGAGAGGCUUCUGGGACCAUGCAUGGACAUCAUGAAGAGGAACAUCUCACACUACGAAGAGCAGCUGGUGAAGAUGUUUGGCUCCAACUUAGAUCUGAUGGACCCUGGGAAGUAGAUGUGACGAUUCCCAGAGCCUUCUCAGUGUGACACCAAACCUUCCAGUCAGCCACAGAACACACACAGAAAACAGACACGACAGAGCCGUUCCUGCUGCUGUCACCGCCGCUGCCAUUGCUGUGGUUAAGGGCAUUUAGAAAUCUUGAGAGUCAGCACUGAAAGAUGGACGGAGGCCCCACCCCCACCUCCACUUUGCUUCUGAAAGCCCAUCAUUAGACCACUUACGUAACAAUUUACUUCAACCCAGGUUUCACAUCUUUGGUUCAGAAUGGCCUGUCUCUCCAGCAAUUUAAGUGCCUGAUACAAAGUCCAAAGUGUAAACAUCCUUUCCUCUCUUGCUGCUAAUGUUGCUUCUGAAAGUUACCCUAAGGUCUGCAGAACCUCCACAGUCCUUCUCAAGGGAGGAAAUGGUACAGCCUUCAGUCUCCUCAUUUGUCUUUUGAGAAAGUUCACAGCAUGUUCAUAAUUGCUGCCUUCGCUUCCCAGUAGAAGAUGGUAGCAGUUAUAAUGGAGGUCUGUGCCCCAGUGGUCCUGUACUAUUUGCUGGCAGCUACACAACAUAUAGCUGUGUCCAAGCCCAUAGUGAUGCUCAGAAAAAGGCCUCUUGAAGGCCCAGCAGGUCCAUACAGAGCAGACUGAUAACUUAGAUUCACCUUAGCAAGAAACUUGGACUCAGCACUCUUGCCAGUAGCAGAGAGCCAGGAAAGGUUAUCUGGGUUAGCGUUUUUGUUGUUUGUUCUUAGCAAGUUUUGUUUAACCUCUGUGCAGCUUGCAUAAACAAAUUGCUGCCAUUUUCUAAGGCAUCAGGAGUAGCUGGUUAGCUCAGCUGGCUAGAGCAUGGUGCUGAUACAAGGAGCCAGGAUCUGGAGGUGUCAUCGCUUUAUCUGACCUUUAGUUCCCUGAGCGCCCCUUGCCCGUCUUGUUCGCAGUUGCUCCGCUGGCUGAUGACUAUGGCUGGCAGGAGGCUGUGCUGCAUAGAGUCCUUCUUCUCCUUCCAGCAUUGUCGCAUAGCUUGGCUAGGAAUCAUCACUUUUGAAAAGAAACUAAUUUUUUUAAGGGAAUUAUUUCUCUAUUUAGGGAAUUCAUCUUGGACAUAUCCAUAUAUACAUGGAGUUUGUCAGCUGACUCAUACUUUUGUCCUAAGUAUCUGUUUUCAAAACUUGGUAUCACUGGGGAAGGGGGUGGGCAUGGCUCACUGGCAAAGCAGGUAUGUAGUGUGUGCAAAGCCUUGGGUUUGAUCUCCAGCACUGUACUAACCACAGAAAGAAAGGUUGCCAUUUAUAAAAUUAGACUUACUGUGAAGGCCUUUCUAACUGUCUCUCUCAGCUUUUGCCAUGGUCACUGAAGCCAAGAAAUGUCCAGAAUAGAUGAAUCACCACAAUUUUAGAAAUUACUAACUUUUUCUUGUGUUCUAUGAAGUAAAGCAGGACUCUUCAGACUGCCCUAAGUAGCCUGUGUUACAGUUCUGGAAAUUGUACAGCUGUAACUACUACUCCAAAGCAGGCAGCUAGCACUGGAAAACCUUUGUGGUGAUCCCAAAUUUUCCUAAGGUCCUUUUCUAUGGUAUUACUUUAUUAAAAAAUCAAACCUUGUACUUUGACCGAAUAACACCUGGUUCUUGUAAAGGUAAGAGGUGCACUGGGCUCCAGGAGCAGCCCAAAAGUCUAGCUCCCAGACCUUAGAAGAACUCUGAACCCCCAUGCCAGCAUGGGUUAGGACUGGUUGUGAAUCUCAUGCCAGAGUUAUGCCUGCAGGCUGCUAGGGGUGGGCGUUCUCAGCCUGCCCUCACAUCCCAGUCUAGUCUUCAGAGCCCCCCUUGUCCCCUGUCCUGCCACACUGAUGGCUGCUCUUUUACAGGGUAGAAGUCAUCAGGUGUGAGUUCUGCUCUAACUACUGAUUGAGCCCUCACUGCAGUGUGACCCCUGUGUCUGCAGAAGGGACUUGUUGUUAAAGGAACUAGUGCAGGUGACGAAAGGCUGUUACCACAGUGCCAGGACCUGACAGUGUUCCAUUCUCUUUGCAGCUUAGAGAGUCAAAGGUGACAGAGCAGGUGUUACUCAAGGUCUCAGUGUUCUUGUGCCAGCAGCCUCUACAGCCAAACCCCACCCGGGGGAGAGCCAGAUCCCUCUAUUAGCGCAUCUCUUCUGAGGAUUAGAGCUCCCCCCUCUUCCUGGCUUUGCUAUUGACUUUGGCUGAUAGAGAAUAGUCCUCAGAGCCUCGAGGUCCAACUGCAGUAUUUUCCUUCCUUUCUGUCCCCAGCUUUGCCUACUCACUCUUCUCUUGAUUGAAUUCUCUGCAGGAUGGGCUCUUGUGUUCUUGUCCUGAGUUCAUACUCUUCAUCAAGAAUUCUGUGUCCCUGAUACAGAGUCUCAGAAACCAGCGUUGAGCUUUUCUCUAAGCAGCAUAGUGAGCAAAUUCAGCAGCAAAGUGGCAAAAAAGAAAGUUCUCCAGCUGGAGAGAUUGUGUUCACCCCCAUUCCCCGGAUUCCCUGCUGGUGGUAGUGGAGCCCAUAGGUGCUGUUGGUGCCCUGGACACACAGCAUUUUGUGGCGUGUCACGGCCUUCAUUUUAAAAAGAUGAAAGCAUUUUGCACAGAGAAAGAAAAGGACCCAUGAAUGUCAUCUUUUAUCUUUCUCAGUCAGUUGACAUUGGAGUUUUUGUUUUUGAUACGCAUUUGUAAGCCAAUCUCGCCAAGUUAUGGGUUGUGUUGAUUUUUCACUACGAUUACCUCUUGUUCCUCCUGUCUUGACUGCUGACGUUCCUCUGAUUCUAAUGUCUAUUUUAUGGGAAGCAGCCUUCCCAGGGGUUUCCUAUUACACACUGCAGGGCUAUCUUUAUACUUAAAAAAAUGGGGAUUUGCAGAAAACCAUUUAGCCCACCUUGAGCAAGGGUUAGAUUCCUUGGUUUUUGUUGUUGUUUUGUUUUUAAUUCAUUGUAAUAAAAAAAUCCAAUUAAGCGUUAUUGUGCUACCUCAAAGGUAAAAUAUUCUAAGGUCAUCUUUUGGUCCUGAGUUCUAUACAUGGUGUUUGAAAUGUCUUUCAAUUGGAAUUAUUUUUUAAAUUGUUGGGAUGAAUCUUAUUUUAACCUGUUUUACACUUGUGUUUUAAUCUCAAUAUAUAUGAUUGGAAAGCAAACAAUUCUUGAUCUAUGGUAGUGAACAUAAAAUUAAAAGUCACUGAGAAUUAAUCAUUGUUUGCUAUAAACAAGGUUGAAGGUUUUUUUGUUUUGUUUUUAAAGGAAACUCUAGGGCUUGGCUUCACUCUUGAUUAAUAAAGGCUGACAAAUCA